Molecule: messenger RNA, 479 nt
Organism: Mytilinidion resinicola
Lineage: Eukaryota; Fungi; Ascomycota; Dothideomycetes; Mytilinidiales; Mytilinidiaceae
Exons: 1
Coding region: 82-333 (83 amino acids)
Source: RefSeq, a predicted model, not a curated record
GACGCCAUUAACUACCCAGUGGGAGCAGCUGUUGCUGAGGACAGUAUCCACUUCUUUCGUCUACUUUUACUCCAAAUCUACAUGGAAAUAUUACCUACUCCGACGUCUCUCGCCUACCCUUCGCUUGCCUCUCAUCUACCCACCCAUCCAUCCACACCUCUGACGCCUACCACACCACUCGCGAAUGCACGCCCGUUUCACCCAUCGCUGUCAUACACGAUGCAACGUCGACCAUCUGCAUCCGUCGUGAAGCGAGACGACGACCACGGUACACCCCUGUUGAAACGAGCACACCCCGCCGUUCGUUUCGUGCGCUCGGGUAUCGGACCGUAGAUUGUGUUCGCCGUUUCUAGGGUGAGUUUGGACUGGUGUGUUGUGUAGGUUUAUGGCGAAGGUUUUAGGGCUAGGGAUGGGUAGAUGGGCGAGGGGGGCGAAGUUGUUCUUCUGGUAUUGUAUAGUUCAUUGAAGGUUUGUAGAAG